AUGUUCAGCUCCACCCUAUCAGAACGGCUUUUCCAUCCUUCGAAUGCCAUUCAGGUCCGGAUUUCUCCCGUCCUGAGAUCCCUUCCCAUGGCAAAAAAAUCAAUUAUUUUAGCGGCGGCGGGGUACGGCCUUUCUUCUCUGAUCUUCAGAUUCCCGCCGAACUUCAUGCGGCAGCUGAGCAACAAGGCUAGAAGGAUGUGUAGCAACAUCGGUGUGGCUCAAGUGGCGGCAGCUUCGUGGUCGAAUAACCAGCAGACAUCAGGACUCACGCCGGUGGCUAAGGCCGUCGAUGCAGCCGCCAUGGCGCCAGUUUAUUAG
Messenger RNA from Fraxinus pennsylvanica, 318 nucleotides. The record is from the annotation of a GenBank genome assembly. NCBI's taxonomy places the organism in Eukaryota, Viridiplantae, Streptophyta, Magnoliopsida, Lamiales, Oleaceae.